Molecule: messenger RNA, 2671 nt
Organism: Lycium barbarum (goji berry)
Lineage: Eukaryota; Viridiplantae; Streptophyta; Magnoliopsida; Solanales; Solanaceae
Product: indole-3-acetic acid-amido synthetase GH3.10-like
Exons: 5
Coding region: 536-2344 (602 amino acids)
Cellular component (GO): cytoplasm
Molecular function (GO): acid-amino acid ligase activity
Source: RefSeq, a predicted model, not a curated record
UAAAAGCAAACGAAUGACUGAAGGUCAUUCCAACAAGCUAACAAACAUUAUGGGUGUUUUCGUUAUGGAGGUUUCAAUUUUUCAUCCAUUGGUUAAAAUUUUUUUGAAAUAAGUUUCACUAGAGGUUUUACACAUUAAUUGUGUCAUCGUCAUCCUCCAACACACCUUAUUUUCGCCCCAUCCCUGUAGUCCUCAUCCUUACCGCCCCACACCACUAUCUUACCCCUACCCUCACUUCUCAUAGUGUUUAUCUAGAUUAUAUACAAAUGCUUUUAACAUAAUAUAUUUUGCUUACAUACCAAAUACAAGAAAAUAAGUAAAAACCGAACUUAUUUUCCUGAAAACAUUUUCCUAAAAAACGUGAAGAGAAAUGUACCACAUCGGUGAGGGAUGAAAUCCCUGGGCUUCUUAUAUGGCUUGGGCAAUUCUCCUCCCUUUGAGCUAGCCUUUGGGUUUGACGAAACGUAACAUUUUCCUUCAUGCACACCCUAUAUAUAAUUUCUUGCUCCUGACUGCAUGCCCCCAGGCCUAUCAAAUGGAACAUGAAACAGAGUUCAACCAAAAGCACAGAGAAACAGACAUCAUAAGUUGGUUCGAGGGUGUUGCCGAGGAUGCCGCCGCGGUACAACGGCUGACACUUAGACAGAUUCUUGAACUCAACUAUGGUGUGGAGUAUCUCAAGAAAUGGCUUGAAGAUAUUAAAAUUCAAGAAAUACUGGAUGAAAAUGCAUUGGAAUCAAUAUAUGCCUCUUUGGUCCCUCUUUCUUCUCAUGCAGAUUUAGAACCUUUUACACAAAGAAUUGCUGAUGGAGAUACAACUCCUCUCAUCACUCAACAGCCCAUUACCAAUCUAUCCUUGAGUUCUGGAACCACUGAAGGAAGACAAAAAUUGGUGCCCUUUAAUCACCAUAGCUCCCAAACUACUCUUCAGAUUUUCAAGUUGGCAGCAGCAUAUAGAUCAAGAAUUUAUCCAACAAGAGAAGGAGGAAAAAUUCUUGAAUUCAUAUACAGCAGCAAACAAUGUAAAACCAAAGGAGGAGUAAUAGCAGGGACAGCCACAACUCACUAUUAUGCUAGUGAUGAAUUCAAGAUUAAACAGCAACAAACAAAGUCCUUCACUUGCAGCCCUGAAGAAGUCAUUUCAAGUGGAGACUACAGACAAUCAACAUAUUGUCACCUCCUCCUUGGCUUAUAUUUUUCACAUGAAGUUGAAUUUGUUACCUCAACUUUUGCUUAUAGCAUAGUACAAGCAUUCAGAUCAUUUGAAGAAAUGUGGAAGGAAUUGUGCCAUGACAUUAGGGAAGGUAGUCUUAGUUCAAUUAUCAACAUAACCAGAGUCCGAAAAGCCGUGUUAGGUGUCACUCAACCUAAUCCAGAGUUGGCUUCAAGAAUUGAAAAUGUUUGUGAGGAGCUAGAAAGAGCAGAUUGGUUUAGCAUAGUUCCAAGAUUAUGGCCAAAUGCUAAGUAUAUCUACUCAAUAAUGACAGGGUCAAUGCAGCCAUAUUUAACAAAAUUAAGGCAUUAUGCAGGGGAAUUGCCUCUGGUGAGUGCUGAUUAUGGCUCCACUGAGAGUUGGAUUGGAGUAAAUGUGGAUCCUAAAAGUCCACCAGAGAAAGUUACUUUUGCAGUGAUACCCACUUUUUCUUACUUUGAGUUCAUACCCCUUUAUAGACAGAAGUCAAACUAUAAUUACCAAAACGGUAAUGUUAAUUCAGCAAAUGAUGAUUUCAUAGAAGGUGAUCCUGUGCCCUUAUCUCAAGUCAAGAUUGGUCAACAAUAUGAAAUUGUCCUUACUACUUUCACAGGUCUAUAUAGAUAUCGAUUAGGGGAUGUGGUAGAAGUGGCCAGUUUUUACAAGAAGACCCCCAAACUUAACUUCAUAUUCAGGAGAAAGUUAAUAUUGACAGUGAACAUCGAUAAAAACACCGAAAAAGACCUCCAAUUAGUGGUGGAAAGAGCUUCACAGAUACUAAGCAAGGCAAGACGAACCGAGCUAAUAGAUUUCACUAGCCACGCCAACGUGACAAAGCAACCGGGGCACUAUGUGAUUUACUGGGAGAUCAAAGGGGAAACUAAUGAAAGGGUACUCGAUGAGUGUUGCAGAGAAAUGGAUGCUUCUUUUGUGGAUCAUGGGUAUGUUGUGUCAAGAAGAACAAAAUCGAUUGGACCAUUAGAGCUUUGCAUUGUGGAGAGAGGUACUUUCAAGAAGAUAUUGGAGUAUUACAUAGGAAAUGGGGCUGCUUUGAGUCAAUUCAAGACUCCUAGAUGCACUAGCAACCAAGUCUUACUAAAAAUCCUUAAUGCAUGCACAAUUAAGAGGUUUCAUAGCACAGCUUAUGGGUGAUUAACUAGAAUGCGGUAAUUAUUCAGUCGAAUAUUACAAGUGUUAACCAUGUACUCUCUGUCCCAUAUUACUUCGCCACUUUCCCUUUUGCACGUUCCUUAAGAAAUCAUAAAUAAAAGAUAUAUUUUAUUAUCUUACCCUAUCUCUCUCCAAUAAAUACAUUCUAAUCAAUAUUAACUAUUUUCAAGAACAUUUAAUACUAAGGUUAAGAUGGAAAAGAUUUAACUAAUUUUAUCUUGAUUUUGUAAAUAAACAAAUAAUUUGGAACAUAUAUUUUUAAUAAUGUGGCCAAGUAAUAUGGGACGGAGGGAGUAAUUUAUAAAAUUU